AGUAUAUGUGGCGUUUGUCAACUUGCACGACCUGCGCCGCCCCAGGUAUUUCCAGUCACAUUGAAAGACUCUCAGAGCUUUAUAUCCAGAGAUGAUGCGUCUAUCAAAGGUCUCAUAGACCCAGGCUUUACGUACAUUAUAGCUGCCCUACUCGAUGAGCAAGAUCUCGAGCUCGAAAUUGUUUGCUCCAUAGAGGCAAGCAGACCAUCCAAAACAAGAUCUGCAUUAGCCUGUUCAGCGUCAUGCUGUCUGAGCGUGACAAUUUUUGGACCUCUCAAUAUUUUAGAGGAGAUAGGAAGCUUUUUUGAAGAACAUGAGCUCUAUCUCCAAGACCCGCCGAGCUGCUCACGGAACGUUUUAUAUCGGAAUCCGCACAAGCUGUCUGAUGAGUCUGGCUCUGUUGUUUGGACCUCAGGUUUAGCUAGGGAGCAUGCGAAAGCUGCCUUCAUCGACAGCACACAGCCCCGACCCGAGUUAAUUGACGUACUAAACACUCAGGAGGAUCUAGUUGAAGCAAAUCAGCCGGGCUCUAUUCGGUCGGUAAUGAAAAGGUAUUUCGUCAACAGGGUAUCGUCUGCAAUUCAGGCAGAGUCUCCGCAGCAAUUUUAUGGUGGGAUUAUCGCAGACUCCAUGGGCUUGGGCAAAACGUUAUCCAUGAUCUCUCUGAUAGCCUCCGAUCUCUUGGUGAACAAGAAUGAUCCAAAUUCUAUCAUCGGGGCCAACUCUGAAGCAUCAUCUGGCCGGACGCUGAUUGUCGUGCCGCCACCUCUACUUGACUCUUGGGAGGAACAAUUGAAACAACAUGUCUUCUCCAACAGCAUCCCCUGGCGCAGACACCAUGGAAAAUCUCGUAUAGCAGACGAGACAGAUCUUGCAGCAUGCUUGGUUGUUUUGACAACUUACCAUACCGUGUCUUCAGAUUGGAGAAGCAACUCAGAUCAACAGCACUCCUUUCUGUUCAAUACACGAUGGCGACGUAUCGUCCUAGACGAAGCUCAUUUCAUCCGAAACAGCAAUUCCCGCAUGGCUCGUGCCAUCUGCUCGUUAGAGUCAGUCUCGCGAUGGGCUGUGACUGGCACCCCGAUUCAGAACCGACUUGGCGACCUCACAGCCCUCCUCAAGUUUCUUCAGGUGUAUCCAUAUUCAGAUGAACACAUCUUCAAUGCUGACAUUUCUCAUCUAUGGAAAGUGGGAAGAGUCGAGGAGGCUGUGAAGCGCUUGAAACGGCUCGCUGGCUGUAUCCUCUUACGUCGUCCGAAGACUGUCAUUCAACUGCCCCCAAGGCAUGACUUCAAGCGAUUUGUAGACUUGGCCCCGGCGGAAAGAGAGUUGUAUCAGGACUUCAGAAUGGGUACCAAAUUUCACAUUGAACAAGCCCUCUCUAUGAACGACAAAUCUACCAAAGCAUACUCGUAUGCGAACAUGUUACAGAGGAUCGAGGCGAUGCGCAUGAUCUGCAAUCUCGGCGUGCAUUAUAAGCGGCGAUAUGAUCUACCGGCUUACAACGAACAGACGCCUCAGAGUUGGAGAGAGGCAGCACAGCAAACAUUCAACAUACGCCGCGGACUCAACAGCAUUCAUUGUCGCCUAUGCUUUUGCGUGGUUGAUUCGACAGAGAGCGUCAUAUACGACGCAGGGUCGCCUCCAAUGUCUCUUUUCUCACAGUGCUUGGAGUUUGUGUGCUCAACAUGUCUGUCUACACAUUCAGGCUCCCAGGUGCUGAGAUCUUGCUCCCAUGCGACACUGUGUCCCACCGCGUCCAUAUCGACCGAUAUGUUCGACACCGAUGAUGCACCGUGGUUAAGCAUGGGCCAGCUGAGUGCCGGAUUACCGACGAAGGUAUCUAUGCUGAUUCGGGACCUUCAAAGCCAACCUCAUGAUGUGAAAUGUGUUGUCUUCUCUUCAUGGCGAACUACCUUGGAGAUUAUUGAGCUUGGCCUGAAACAGGCAGGCAUACCUUGCCUACGAUACGACGGCAAGGUGGCACAAAAGGACAGACAUGAGGUUGUCGAACGGUUUCGCAAGGAUCCAACAAUUAGAGUGCUGCUACUGACAAUCUCAUGUGGCGCUGUUGGUCUCACGCUGACAGAGGCCUCGAGAGCCUACCUCAUGGAACCUCACUGGAACCCAACCCUUGAAGACCAGGCGCUAGCACGAAUUCAUCGCAUUGGACAAACGAAAGAAGUCACUACGAUUCGAUUCAUCGUCAAGGACUCAUUUGAAGAGGUUUGUGUUUCGAUGAACCACAGCCGACUUUCCGACUAA
Molecule: messenger RNA, 2265 nt
Organism: Trichoderma reesei QM6a
Lineage: Eukaryota; Fungi; Ascomycota; Sordariomycetes; Hypocreales; Hypocreaceae
Exons: 8
Molecular function (GO): ATP-dependent chromatin remodeler activity; ATP binding
Source: RefSeq, a predicted model, not a curated record